UACCAACAUAAUUUCAGGCCGCUAUAAUGCAACUUCAAGUUUAUAAUUUUACAUUGUGUUCUUAACAAUUACUGAACCAAAAUGACUCUAAACCCGAAAGAUUCUGGAAAAAUUAUUGCAGAACUCUCCACAUUUGUCAAAAUUAAAAAGGAUGGAAUUACAAAGUUGGGCGAUGAGAUCGUUGAAGAAAUCGAUUCAGGAAGAUUGACGCCUGGCAAUUUCAGUCAAGUGGACGUUCAUCCGAAUUCUAAUGAUCCUUGGGCUUUAGACUGGUUGUUCAUAGUGGAUACAUUAAAUUUUUGUUUCUGGCAUCAUGAACAUGAAGAAGGCUGGAAAGUUGAAGGAUAUACAGGUUAUUUUGCUCUGUGUGCUGCCAUAAACAGGGCACUUAAAGAAAAUGUAGAUAUUUUGAACCCGAAUUUUUAUUCAACAAUAACAGAAGCACAAUUAAGGAAAAUUUUAAGAAGCGACACUAAAGUAGACGUUCCCCUUUUGUCUGAGAGAAUUGCUUGUUUACAUGAAGUAGGACACGUUUUAUUGGAGAAAUUUGAUGGAUCAUUUAAGAAUGUUGUUAAACAAGCCGAUAAUAGUGCAGAAAAUCUACUGAAUUUGAUUGUUAACAAUUUCAAAUGUUUUAAAGAUGAAGCAGAUUAUAAGGGCCACAAAGUUGCAAUUUACAAGAGGGCUCAAAUAUUAGUUGGCGACAUUUGGGCUUGUUUCAAAAAUAAAGAUAUUGGGCACUUCAAAGACAUUGAAGUAAUAUCUAUGUUUGCUGAUUACAGAGUGCCACAAACAUUAUUAUGGUACAAUAUUCUUGAAUACAGUGAAGAAUUAGUCAAAAAAUUGAAAGACAAUGUGAUUUUGAAAAAUGGAGAGGAGAUGGAAAUAGAAAUAAGGGGUUGCUCUAUCCAUGCUGUAGAACUUAUCAAUGAAUAUGUUUCUAAUAAGCUAAAAGUUAAGAAAAUAAACAGUAUCCUUAUUGAUCAUUUUCUUUGGGAUUUUAGAAGAAAACAUGCCAAAGAAAUUUUAGAAAAAGGUUUGCCAUUUCAUAAAGUGUUUAGUAUUUAUUACUGAAGUUUUAAAUAAAUAUGUUUUUUU
Messenger RNA from Aethina tumida (small hive beetle), 1098 nucleotides. RefSeq names its product queuosine salvage protein. The coding region runs from base 82 to 1074 and encodes 330 amino acids. The transcript has 2 exons. The record is from RefSeq and is a predicted model, not a curated record. NCBI's taxonomy places the organism in Eukaryota, Metazoa, Arthropoda, Insecta, Coleoptera, Nitidulidae.